UCUUCAAAUUAACUGGCUAAAAAUCGGAUGUCCUUGAUGAGGGUUCUGAGACACCAUGGAGUGGUUCAUUUUUUGUUGAUAGCAUCAAUGACCAGCUUCGAGUCACCUUCGAUUAGGAGUUAACUUUGUAUUGUAUAAAAGCUUCUAAAGGCAGAUGAACAUAAAAAAUUCUGAAGAAUUUCUCGAUCGCUUUGUGAUUGUAGUUAUUUUACUAUUUUAACCUCAGACCUCGCAUGUAUUAGUGCAGCAUUGAUAGGAAUAUUGGUCUCUUUCCUCUCUUGCAAAUUGUUCUCUUUCCCUCACGCCCACAACGCCAUGACACGACUGGUCGGCAAAACCAGAGGUGAACCCGAACUCGAAGACAGACGCAGAGGUCGCAGGUUUAAUUAUAAUCAUAAUUGUAUGUUCAAAAGCAAAUCCGAUCGGAGCCAAAGCUGUCGAGGUCUGCUUCUUAUAAAGAGGGCCGUACCAGAAGCUGGCAUCCCUCUUCAAAGGCGCAACUCUAAUGCACGGAGAAACCACCAUUACCGUCUCAGCGUUCCCCGCCGGCGCCAAGACCGGGACGAUGAGGAUCCCUGGAAGAAUAUGAAACGCCCAGCAGGUCUGAGACUUGGAUGAUGGAAUUGGACAAUUAAAGGCCUAAAGGAGUUGCUGUGCUUGGACUUGGAUGUGGACAAGUUGACUUUAUUGGUCAAGUGCUUUGUAUAAUUAUCUUUUGGGAGGAGAUAAGUGUUCCCACGUGCCUAGCUCUCCAUUCUUUCUUCUACAUAUUGGAAGGCACCUUCCCUUGCCUUGCCGCAGCCCAAUAUCACCAAAUACCCAGAAUCAAUAAACCUUAAUUAAGGGGGAGUGAAGGAAAUUGAAUAAGUAUGAAGAGCCCAAUCUCCGUGAAAUUAGAGAACCAAGAUCGACAUCAUAUCAAGAUGGAAGGAGAUCUCCCAAUUAAACCAGAUUCUGAGAAGAAGUGGAAAGCAAUUAAACUUCAUCAAAUGGCUCCUAGUAUUUUGGGGAUUGGAUUCUUCUUCAGAUUUUCUUGGGGGCAAAAGUGAAAGGUUAUAAAGAGAGUUUAUUCAUCAUUCUGUGUUUUUCUCACUGCUCUCGGCGGAAACGACACUCGUACUUCUGAGUCUAUACUACUACGCGACUCCUGCACUUGGGAUUAGCAAGCAAUUUUUUUGGCGCCGGUCGCCGGGGAGCGUUUGACGAAGCACACGGAAUAUUUCGACAUUUGGUACAUUCGUUCCAUUUUCUUUUUUUUCAUUUUGUUAGUGUUAGUUAGUUUAGUUUGUUUUCAUUCUUAUGCGUUAUAGAGAUCAGUUAGGUAGAUUUGCUAAAAAGCCUGAGUGUGAAACUUUGUUUGGCAAUUUGUUUGAGUCUUCGAGUUCGUCUGCAUCAUCUGUAAACAUGGAAGACGACGACAAUAAUAAUGUAAACAAUGACCAAAACAAUGUUUUGAAUAAUGUGCUCAACAAUAAUCUGCUUCCCCCACCUCCUCCACCUAGGACUUUGCAGACUUACUUGCAUCCUGCACGUAAUGCUCAGCCUUCUUGCAUCAUGUUACCACCUAACAUGCCCAACAUUGAUUUUAGACCUGGCAUUGUUCAACUUCUUCCUGCAUUUCAUGGUUUGGAAAAUGAAAAUCCAUAUGUGCAUGUUAGGGCAUUCGAGGAAGCAGUUACUGCAUUUUAUGAUCAAGUUGCAGCCGUUGAUUUUGUCAAACUAAAAUUCUUUCCAUUUUCGUUGCGGGACAAGGCAAAAGCUUGGUUGUAUUCUUUGGGGGCUAGAUCUAUAGGUUCUUGGGCUGAAAUGACUGAAGCAUUUUUCAAUGAGUAUUUUCCUAAUCAUAAGACAAUGGCUUUAAAGAGAAAGAUCGCUAAUUUUGCUCAAAAUGAAAAUGAGUCAUUGUAUCAAACUUGGAAAAGAUUUAAGGAACUCUUGAGCUUAUGCCCACAUCAUGGUUUUGAAACUUGGCGGUUGGCCAGUUGCUUUUAUGAGGGACUUCUCCCUCGUGAUCGUCAAUUUAUUGAGUCUAUGUGCAAUGGAAAUUUCCUGAAAAAAGAUCCUGAUGAAGCCAUAGAGUUUUUAGAUGAGAUUGCUAAGAAGGCUCACCAAUGGAGUGACUCUUCUACUUUUGAGAGCACAGAUCGCUCUAAGCCCUCCACACCUUCUGUGAGUAAAGGAAUUUUUCAAUUAAAAGAAGAAGACCACUGGAAGAUGAAAUAUGAGACCUUACUUGCUGGUUUGAAUAAAUCUCACGUGCCUCAAACGGUUAAUUGUAAUCAAGUUUGUGAUUAUUGUUAUGAGAUUGGUCACUUUGGUCAAAAUUGUCCUUCUUUGCAGGUGAUGAAUGAGCCACAAGUGGCUGCAUUGGGAAAUUUUCAGCGACAAUAUUCACCUUAUUCGGAGACUUACAACCCAACAACAAAGAAUCAUCCCAACUUUCGUUGGCGGAAUGAGUCUCACCCUCAGGUAAGUGUCCCUAACCCUCAAUUUUCAGCACCUAAUACAUUUAAUUCUAAGCCAUCUCUGGGAGACACUCUUCAGACAUUCAUGCAAGAGCAGCAAAAACAAAGUCAAAGGUAUGAUGCCAUGUUCACUAAAUAUGAUUCUAUGUUUGGUCAGAUAGUUGAAGAGAAUAAGGAAAUUAAGAAUCAGAUUUCUAAAUUAACCAAUUCUCUUGCUUUUAAUGAAAAAGGGAGGUUUCCUUCUAAUACUGAGCCAAAUCCCAAACGUAUCAAUUCGGUUGAAAUAGUUGAGCAUGCUGAUUCUAUUACUCUUAGGAAUGGAAGAACAAUUGAAAAUGCACCUCCUGUUAAAGAGGUAGAGAAACCUAAGAGUAAAAAUGAAUUUGAUGAGUCUAAAGAGAAUGAAAUUGUUGAAAAUCAUUCUGUGCCUGCACCAUUUCCCAAAGCUUUACUUCCUUCAAAGAAAGUGAAUCAGAAUUCUGAAAUUUUUGAUCUUUUUAGGCAAGUAAAAAUAAACAUUCCCUUGUUAGAUGCAAUUAAGCAGGUGCCAUCUUAUGCAAAAUUUUUGAAAGACUUGUGCACUGUGAAAAGGAAGCAUAAUGUGAAGAAAACUGCAUUUUUAGCUGCUCAUGUUAGUUCAGUACUUCAAAGUAAAAUUCCUCCAAAAUACAAAGAUCCCGGUAGUCCUACUCUUUCUUGUGUCAUUGGAGAACAUUUUAUUGAUCGUGCUUUACUUGAUUUGGGUGCUAGUGUAAACUUACUUCCUUAUUCAGUGUACCUGCAGCUAGGUCUCGGUGAGCUUAAGCCUACAAAGCUUAAAUUGCAGCUGGCUGAUCGUUCUGUAAAAAUUCCAAGGGGAAUGAUUGAGGAUGUGUUGGUCCAAGUGGACAAAUUUUAUUAUCCUGUUGAUUUCUUUGUUUUGGACACAGAACCUGUUUCACACACUGAAAAUCAAAUCCCUGUUAUUUUAGGACGUCCAUUCUUAGCUACAUGUGAUGCUAACAUUAGUUGCAGGAGUGGAGUGAUGAAAUUGAGUUUUGGAAAUAUGACAAUGGAAGUUAAUAUUUUUAAUGUGUUUAGGCAGCCAUAUGGAGAUGAGGAAUGUGAAUUUGUUGAUUUUAUUGGAACUCUAAUGCAUGAACAAUUUGUGAAGAGCAGCGUUGUAGAUGUGUUAGAAAAUUUCCUCAUGAAUUCAAAUGAUUCUAAUGUUGCUGAAAUUGCUGAAAUAAGUUCAUAUUUUGGUUCUUUUCAGGUCCAAGGAGUGAAUGGAUGGACGCCUAAGUUUGAGAAGCUUCCACCGCGAGUUGAGAGCAAACCAUCAAGUGUAGAGGUGCCAAAACUGGAACUGAAACCUCUGCCAGCAGGCCUAAAACAUGCAUUCUUGGGUCCAAACGACACUUUUCCUGUGGUAAUAUCCUCUUUACUUACUGUUGAACAGGAAGGUAUGUUGUUAAAUGUCUUGAAGGCCCAUAAAUCUGCUAUGGGUUGGUCUAUUGCUGAUAUUAAGGGAAUUAGCCCUCUUGUUUGCACACAUAAGAUUUUCUUAGAAGAGGAUGCUAAACCAUCUAGGGAGCCACAACGUAGACUAAACCCAAACAUGAAAGAAGUUGUAAAAACUGAGGUCUUGAAAUUGUGGGAUGCGGGUAUUAUUUAUCCAAUUUCCGACAGUAAAUGGGUUAGUCCUACACAGGUUGUACCUAAGAAAUCUGGAAUAACAGUGAUCAAGAAUGAUAAAAAUGAAUUGGUUCCUACUAGGGUUGUUUCUAGUUGGCGCAUGUGCAUAGACUAUAGGAAACUUAAUUCCGCAACUAGGAAAGAUCAUUUUCCCUUACCUUUCAUUGAUCAAAUUUUAGAAAGGGUUGCAGGCCAUGAGUUUUAUUGUUUUCUAGAUGGUUACUCAGGUUAUUAUCAAAUUGAAAUUGCCAUUGAAGAUCAAGAAAAAACUACUUUUACAUGUCCAUUUGGUACGUUUGCUUUUCGUAGAAUGCCAUUUGGUUUGUGUAAUGCUCCUGCCACAUUUCAAAGAUGCAUGAUUAGUAUUUUCAGUGACAUGGUAGAGCAAUUUCUUGAAGUUUUCAUGGAUGACAUAUCUGUUUUUGGUGAUUCAUUUGAUGAAUGUUUGUCUAAUCUAGAAAGAGUGUUGAUAAGAUGUGAAGAGAAAAAUCUUGUUCUGAACUGGGAAAAGUGUAAUUUCAUGGUCCCUUCUGGAAUUGUUCUUGGUCACAUUGUUUCUUCUAAGGGAAUUGAAGUAGACAAGUCUAAGAUUGAACUGAUUGCUAAAUUACCUGUUCCAAAGAGCAUAAAAGAUGUUAGAUCAUUUUUAGGACAUGCUGGUUUUUAUAGGAGAUUUAUAAAGGAUUUCAGUGCCAUACACUACUACAGAAAUUGAAACAGACGACGGGCA
Rosa rugosa (rugosa rose) is the source of this 4869-nucleotide messenger RNA. RefSeq lists its product as uncharacterized. The transcript has 3 exons. Lineage: Eukaryota; Viridiplantae; Streptophyta; Magnoliopsida; Rosales; Rosaceae. Bases 1300 to 4854 code for a protein of 1184 amino acids. The record is from RefSeq and is a predicted model, not a curated record.